Messenger RNA from Emiliania huxleyi CCMP1516, 717 nucleotides. Its product is annotated as ankyrin 3. Gene Ontology annotation, molecular function: transcription cis-regulatory region binding; protein binding. The record is from RefSeq and is a predicted model, not a curated record. Gene Ontology annotation, cellular component: nucleus. Bases 1 to 717 code for a protein of 238 amino acids. NCBI's taxonomy places the organism in Eukaryota, Haptophyta, Isochrysidales, Noelaerhabdaceae. The transcript has a single exon. Gene Ontology annotation, biological process: positive regulation of transcription by RNA polymerase II.
AUGCCGAUCCCGCGCGUCGUGCUCCUGCCGCUGCUCGCCGCUUCGGCUCGAGCCCGGUCUCCGCUGCACAGCGCCGCCGAGGCGGGCAACCUCGAUGCCCUCGACCGUGCCAUCCUGCACGCUGCAGACCUCGCCGCGCCCGACGGCGACGAGUACACUGCGCUGCACCUCGCCGCCGGCCUCGGCCACACGGAUGCUGUGCGGAGGCUUCUGGCGGCCGGCGCGCCAGCGAGCUCGCGGGAUGACGUGGGAGAGACCCCGCUGCACCUCGCGGCGGCGGCGGGCCGACUGGAAGCGGCGCGGGCGCUGCUGGAGUCGGGCGCAGCUGUCGACGCCGCGUCGGGCGCCGGCUACACGGCACUGCACAUGGCUGCGCAGCACGGGCACGUCGCGCUCAUCGAGCUGCUUCACGGCGCCGGCGCCGCCAUCGGCGCAGAGGCGGGUGGCCGCGCGACGCCUCUGCACUGGGCGGCGGCGGGUGGGCGGGCCGACGCCUUCCUGGCGCUCCUCAGUCGAGGCGCCAGCCUGCACGCGGCCGACGAGAGCGGUGCCACGCCCCUGAGCCUGGUGGAGGAGGGCGGCGACGCCCGGAUGAUGGCGACCCUCCGGCGCGCGGUGGCGGCCGAGCGAGAGAGGCGUCGCAGAGCCGCAAUGGCCGAGGGCGGCGGCGGCGGCGGCGCGCGCACAGCUGGUGAGAUUGUGCGAGAUGAGUUGUGA